CUUAUCGCCAUCCUCAUAGCUACGGCAACCUCUCUCCGCGUGCGGGGAUUGAUAAUGUCUUUAUCAGUGAUAUCUCUUGUGUGAUGGAGGCACUUACCACCUGCUUCUUUCGGACAGAUCGCCAGAGUUGGAGUUUCUAUCCAGCACACGUUUCUCCCAGGUUAUCAUGGUCUCUGUCUCUUACGCGACAUAAACUCAUUCCUUGAAGAAGUUCAAUUGGAUGAAGUCCUUGUCAGCUGAAGAAUGUUGGUAUCGACAUGUCUAUCAGUGCGACUGCUUCUCACUUAUCGAUCUCCAAUCAUCCAUUUACGGAAGGUCAUUGAUAUGCCAGCCAUGCUGUCUGCGAUCUCGCUGAUAACAUGGGCAUCGCAAAUGUAGCGAGAGUCACUUGUAUAAGAAGAGUAGCAAGGAUAUCAUAUCGAGGCCAUUCUUUCAGAACUUUGUGUACAACAAUAGUGAUUUGCGCACAGUACCUGAAACGGGUGACUCGAUCAUGGAUAUCGAAGCAAAGAAGUUCAGUCCUGCAGCUUCAGCUGAGGCAGAUGCAGCCUUAGGCUUCCUUGCCUCAGAAGAAGCGGCGUUUUUUACCGAGAUCGAUGAAAAGAAGCUCGUUCGUAAGAUCGACUGGAUGAUCGUCCCACUUAUGUGGGCAAUUUAUUUUCUCCAAUAUCAGGACAAGAUUUUGAUCAACUAUGCCUCCGUCAUGGGCUUGCUCAGGGAUACCGGCAUGCAGACGGACCAGUUCUCCAAACUGGCCUUAGCUUUUUACGUCUCUUACCUGUUCUUCGAGUUUCCAACGGGAUAUCUCAUGCAACGGUUGCCUAUCGCAAAAUACCUUGGCCUCAACGUGACGCUAUGGGGACUCCUGACUACCCUGAACUGUGCUGCGCAGAAUUAUGCUGGACUCAUUGUCCUCCGUGUCCUGCUAGGAUGUUUUGAAAGCGCAGUUGCUCCGGCACUGAUCUUGAUUACUUCAAUGUGGUACAAGAGGAAUGAACAGCCCAAGCGGAUAGGUUUCUGGUAUUUAGGUACUGGAACUGCCACCAUCGUCGGAGCUCUUGUUGCAUAUGGACUGCUCUUCUAUACAGGUGACCGCUUCCGAUCCUGGCAGAUCAUGUUCCUCAUCUUUGGACUGAUCACCAUCGCCGUGGGAAUAUGCGUCAUGAUAUUCCUCCCAGACAAUCCGAUGGCGUCCCGGCUGACCCAUGAGGAGAAACUUCUGGCGAUUGAGCGUCUCCGGGAGAACCGGACAGGUAUUGAGAACAAGCAUUUCAAAACGUACCAAUUCGUAGAAGUAUUCAAGGACCCCCAGACCUACUUCAUUGCCGUGAUCGUGACGGCAAUGAAUAUCUCCAACGCCGCCAUCAGCAGCUUCUCCGCUCUGAUCAUCAAAAGCUUCGGCUACACCACCAAGGAAACCGAGCUACUCACCAUCCCCGGCGGCGUGGUCAGCGUGGUCAGCAUUCUCACAGGCACAUAUCUGGCCGGUCGCUUUGAUCAGCGAUGCCUGAGCCUCAUAGGAAUCCUCGCCUGUGGGCUGCUUGGAGGCUGCUUGAUGGCCUUCUCCCACGAAGGAAUGAAAGCCUCCGAGUUAGCUGGCAACUACUUGACUAACUGUGUCGGGGCCGCUCUGCCGUUGAUGUACUCCAUCGCUGGCGCUAAUGUCGCAGGUCACACCAAGAAAGUCACUAUGAACGCCAUCGUCCUGAUGUCGUUCUGUCUCGGAAAUAUUCUAGGUCCGUUGACGUUCCGCACGGAAGACGAGCCAGACUAUAUACCGGCAAAGAUUGCGAUCGUGGCGACAGUCUCGGUAGCAAUUGUCUUCUCCGUCCUGUUGAAGUGCUACUAUAUGUACGAGAAUCGGCGUCGCGACAUGAAGGGCGAGGGACAGCGUCUGGAGAACUCUGACUUUUUAGAUCUGACGGACAGGGAGAAUCCGGAUUUCAGGGUACGUCUGCCUUGUCUGCAGCACAGCUUGGUUCUGACAGCUGCGACUACAGUACAAACAUUGAGGACUCAACGAUCUAUCAUUGAAGGUCAAUUCUAUAGUCUAUAUACACGAUAUACGAUAUGCAAUGCAGUGGUAUCUUUCUAGUACACCAAUAAGCAGAGGAA
Molecule: messenger RNA, 2115 nt
Organism: Aspergillus novofumigatus IBT 16806
Lineage: Eukaryota; Fungi; Ascomycota; Eurotiomycetes; Eurotiales; Aspergillaceae
Product: putative MFS transporter
Exons: 5
Coding region: 494-2095 (533 amino acids)
Biological process (GO): transmembrane transport
Cellular component (GO): membrane
Molecular function (GO): transmembrane transporter activity
Source: RefSeq, a predicted model, not a curated record